This is a messenger RNA of Uranotaenia lowii, 1215 nucleotides long. It is a transcript of the gene Fer1HCH, whose product is annotated as ferritin subunit. Gene Ontology annotation, molecular function: ferrous iron binding; ferric iron binding. Gene Ontology annotation, biological process: intracellular iron ion homeostasis; iron ion transport. Gene Ontology annotation, cellular component: cytoplasm. NCBI's taxonomy places the organism in Eukaryota, Metazoa, Arthropoda, Insecta, Diptera, Culicidae. Bases 209 to 841 code for a protein of 210 amino acids. The record is from RefSeq and is a predicted model, not a curated record. The transcript is spliced from 5 exons.
AGCCAAGGAAAUCAUACUAAAACCGGACACCGCGAGAAGUGGAAGCAAAAUAGUGAGUUGUUUUUCGAUUUAAGCUAUCCUUGCAGUUCGCAGCAUCUAGUCACCUUCUGUGCCAGUGUGUUCAAAGGUUGACUUUGAUCUAAAACAUCCUAGGAAGCGGCUGUUUAAUCCGUCUUUAACAAUUUACGUGUGAAUAUCAAAAAGCGAAAUGAUGAAGUCGAUUUUCUUUGGAGUAGUUGCCAUCUCCGUCGCCAUUCUGUCCUUCUACCAAGAGACAGCUCAGGCCCAAGAACAAACAGGUACCGCCGAGGGUAACUACGUAUGGAACGCUAUGGACGAUGAGUGCCGCACGGCCCUGCACCGUCAGAUCAACAAGGAGUUCGAUGCCUCGAUCGUCUACCUGAAGUACGCCGCCUUCUUCGCCCAGGAGAAAAUUAAUCUGCCCGGGUUCGAAAAGUUCUUCUUCCACGCCGCCGGCGAAGAGCGAGAGCACGGCAUCAAGCUGAUCGAAUAUGCCCUGAUGCGCGGCCACGGACCUGUCGAUAAGGCCAGCUUCAAACUUAACUAUAACUACCAAGUACCAUCUAAGACUGACGGUGAAUCAGCUCUGCGUGCUGCCUUGCAGAAGGAAGAGGAAGUCACCCACAGCAUCCGACAGGUGAUCAAGGCCUGCGAGAACGGUUCCAACGAUUAUCACCUUGCCGACUACUUGACCGGUGAGUACCUGGACGAGCAACACAAGGGUCAACGGGAGCUGGCCGAGAAGAUCGCCACCCUGCACAAGAUGAAGAAGAGUGCCCCCAAGCUGGCCGAAUUCCUGUUCGACAAGAACCAUAUGUAAGAGCCUCGUUCUCCGAAAACCCAAAAUGGGGUCACGAACACAACACUUCACUUGGGUGCUUGCAAAUUUAGAACCGCGUUCAAAUUUCCAUCAACAAUUUGUGUUAAUUACUGAAUUAGUGCUAUAUAGAAUUACAUUUCGUGAUUUAUGAAUGAAAAAAACAAUAAAGGAAAAAUAUUAGAAACUCAAUCUUGGAAGCAAGAGAAACACAAUGACAGAUUAAUAAUAUACGAUUGAAUUGGAUUGUGAAAACAGUGGGGAUAGCUGGGGCUUGUUUCAGGAAAAUUGUCUGGGCAAAGGCCGACAACAAUGUUACAAAAGAAUUUUAAGUCCUAAUCCGAAAGAUAAGGUACAAUACAGAUAAUGAACUGAAA